Molecule: messenger RNA, 1039 nt
Organism: Lathyrus oleraceus (garden pea)
Lineage: Eukaryota; Viridiplantae; Streptophyta; Magnoliopsida; Fabales; Fabaceae
Exons: 2
Coding region: 263-847 (194 amino acids)
Source: RefSeq, a predicted model, not a curated record
GUUCUAAAGUUGAAACACUUGACACAAGCUGUGUAGCAAUAAUAUAAUAUAAUCAUUUCAAACACAGUCCAUUCCUUUUUUCAUGGAUCUCCCAAUAUUUCUUCUCUCAUCCAUUCAUUCACUCACAAGUCACAAACCAUGAUUGAUUAAUACAUAUAAAAACCAUAAACUCAACACAUUCAUAUUUCCACUAAUUCCUCUCCCCUAAAACCUUCAAAAUCCAUCAUUCUCUCACACACCACAAAUCCACAAGACAACAACAAUGCUAGAUCCAGCUAAUGAUUUGGUUCCACCACCAUCUUCACCCUCCAUCUCUUCCAUUUCUUCCUCUGAUCUUGACACUGAGUCCACAGGAUCAUUUUUUCAUGAUAGAAGCACAACAUUAGGGACACUAAUGGGAGUGAGUUUUCCGGCGAUUGCAUUCAGAGUCCCAUCACAGCACCGGGAAUCACAUUCUGACGCCGGAGCCUGCGCCGGUGGAUCCAUUAGGAAUGCGUCUAACAAAAAGAAGAAAAGGGCCGCCGCCGCCGCAUCGGUGGCGGCGGAACGGCGACGAAAGUGGUGGCAGCUGUGUAGGGACAGUGACGCAAGACCGGCUUCGCUCGGAGAUUUUUUGGAGGUGGAGCGGCGGUUUGGCGACGGCGCAUUUUACGAAACGGCGGCGGAGCUUGAGGGGAUGGUGGCUGAGGCUGACCAGCCGCAGAGGAACGGCGGGAGAGUGCUUUUUGCUGAUGGGAGGGUUCUUCCACCGGUGGAAGAUGUUGGCAACGGAGAAUCGCCGGCGGAGAGUCUUUGUAAUAGGUUUCCGGUGUCACUCGCCGGAAUAUGCAGCGGCGGUGCUGGAUAGGUGUUUCUUAGUUAUUGAAUUUUUCGUUUUUAUAUAUAUUUUUCCAAAAUUAAAAAAUAUGUGGAUUUAUUUAUUUAAUAUUUUUCGUUAAUUUUUUAUGUUUGUUUGAUUGUUACUUCAUUGGUAAAUUAAGAUUCUUUUUGUCUGUGGUUUAUGUGCAAAAAAGCAAGGUUUGGCUUUUACCUUUUGUUA